Messenger RNA from Vigna radiata var. radiata (mung bean), 1882 nucleotides. RefSeq names its product growth-regulating factor 1. The record is from RefSeq and is a predicted model, not a curated record. Gene Ontology annotation, cellular component: nucleus. Gene Ontology annotation, biological process: developmental process; DNA-templated transcription; regulation of DNA-templated transcription. Gene Ontology annotation, molecular function: ATP binding. The transcript is spliced from 4 exons. The coding region runs from base 529 to 1575 and encodes 348 amino acids. Lineage: Eukaryota; Viridiplantae; Streptophyta; Magnoliopsida; Fabales; Fabaceae.
AGCUGCACAAGCACCAGAAGCUCUGCACCAGCUGCAGCAGCAGAGCAGCACCAGUAGCAUCAGACACACACACACAGAGAAAUCUCAAAUCUCCAUCAUACCACUCUCUAAUCACAACCAUUACUUUUAUCCAUCUACACAAGAUUCUCUAACCAUGCUCAUGCUCAUGCUCAUGCUCAUGGUCCCUUAAAUAAAUAUACCUUCUUUUCUCUUCCAACCCCCUAUUCUAAUAUUAAUAAUACUCUCUUUCUCUUUCAUUUUCUCUCACAUACAAACAUUUUCAUCUCUGCAUUUUUAGUUUUUAAUUCUACCAUGAUGGUUUAUUCAAACUACAAUUACUUCUUUCUGUUCUUUUCUUCUGUGUCUUAUCAGUUUUUUAAACCUGCAUUGCUUUGAAACAAGUAUAGUUUUCAUGACACUCUUUUUUCUCUCUCUCUGGUGCUUCUAUAUACACAUAUAUUAUAUAUAUAGCUUCCCUUUGGUCUGCAUAUUUCUAUUUCUCUCUUGUUCUACUCUUCUUCUUGCUUGAUGAUGAAUGGGAGGAACAGGUUUCCCUUCACCCCAUCACAGUGGCAAGAGCUUGAACACCAAGCUCUCAUCUACAAGUACAUGGCUUCGGGAAUUUCCAUUCCACCUGAUCUUCUCUUCACAAUAAAAAGGAGCUACUUUGAUCCCCCUCUGUCCUCAAGGCUUUUGCCUAACCAGCCACAGCACUUUGGAUGGAACUACCUGCAGAUGGGUUUGGGGAGAAAGAUAGACCCUGAGCCUGGUAGGUGUAGAAGAACUGAUGGUAAGAAAUGGAGAUGCUCCAAAGAGGCAUACCCAGAUUCAAAGUACUGUGAGAGGCACAUGCACAGAGGGAAAAAUCGUUCAAGAAAGCCUGUGGAAGUUUUGAAAACAACACCAUCAACAAACACAAAUGCUUCAACUCAACAACCAAUCUCAUCUAUCACCAAACUCAAUACUCUUUCUCCUCUUGCAUCAUCUGAAUCACACCAACAUCACCCUCCACACUAUGCCUCCUUUCUCUAUCACCACCCUCCAUCGUCAAGGUCCUUUGAAGACAACAGUGCUCCCUUGUUUCUCGACACUGGCUCUUGCUCUCAGUCCAACACAGAUUGCAGGAGUAGGUAUGCAUACGGAGAGAAGGAAGAGGUGGAUGAGCACGCUUUCUUCACAGAGCCAUGUGGUAUAAUGAAAAGCUUUUCUGCUUCCUCUAUGGAUGAUUCUUGGCAACUCACACCAUUGACAAUGAGCUCCUCUUCUUCUUCCACCAAACAGAGGAGUUCCUUUGGCUUGUCCAAUGAUUAUUCUUGCUUGCAACUUCAAAGCCACUCAAAGCAGCAGGAGCAACAAGAUCAGGGUGGUUGCUACAUGCUGGGUGGAGGCCAACUUGGAAAAGAAGAGCCUCAGAAAACCGUCCAUCGCUUCUUUGAUGAAUGGCCCCACAAAGGAAGACAAGGAUCUUGGCUCGAUUUGGAUGACAAAUCCUCCACAACCCAACUUUCAAUUUCCAUUCCCACCUCUUCUCACGACUUUCCAGCCUUCAGUUCCAGAACCCACCAUGAUGGUUGAGCUUACAUUUGAAUAAAGGGUCCUUGUACGGAAUGAAAGGCCAAAACUGUACCUAGAAGGUGGGGUUAAGAUGCUUCGGGGUCUUCUUUCAACCACACCCCCUUCUUUUUCUUCUGCCAUAAAGGCCUUUGAAAGGGAUUGCUGUCUCUAAUGUGUAAUCAGUCAUAUAUAUAUAUAUAUAUAUGCUAAUGCUUUUUCUUAGUACCAAACAUUCUGUGACUAAGCCUAAGCUCUUUGAUGCUUGAGCUAACAUUCAAAAUUUUCACAUCUUUGUGUUUUUGGUUAAUCAUUUUCUGUUUCAUAGAUA